AUGCUGCAGACCGGCGAUCCCACCGGUACCGGGCGUGGAGGUGCUUCAAUCUAUGGCGAAAAGUUCGAAGAUGAGAUAGAUCCGGGGUUGAAGCAUACAGGGGCCGGGAUUUUGAGCAUGGCGAACAGUGGGAAGAAUACGAAUGGGAGUCAAUUCUUCAUUACUUUGGCGCCGACACCGUGGCUGGAUGGGAAGCAUACGAUUUUUGGGAGGGUAAAGAGUGGGUUGAGGGUUGUGCAGAGGAUGGGGCUUGUGAAGACGGGGCCGGAGGAUAGGCCGGUGGAUCAGGUCAAGAUUAUAAGAGCUAGGGUUGUUGAAGAGGGCGAAGAGGGUAUCUAG
Molecule: messenger RNA, 339 nt
Organism: Letharia columbiana
Lineage: Eukaryota; Fungi; Ascomycota; Lecanoromycetes; Lecanorales; Parmeliaceae
Exons: 1
Coding region: 1-339 (112 amino acids)
Biological process (GO): protein peptidyl-prolyl isomerization
Cellular component (GO): catalytic step 2 spliceosome
Molecular function (GO): peptidyl-prolyl cis-trans isomerase activity
Source: RefSeq, a predicted model, not a curated record